Messenger RNA from Prorocentrum cordatum, 980 nucleotides. Lineage: Eukaryota; Dinophyceae; Prorocentrales; Prorocentraceae. The record is from the annotation of a GenBank genome assembly.
AGGGCCCCCCCGCUCUCAAGGGGGCCCCCUCCGCGCCAGCCCGGCGCCAGCCUUUUUGUAGCUGGGCUGGGAGCUACUGGGAGCGGCGCGUCCCCCUGCGGGGGUGCUCCCGAUGCCCGCCGGGGCGGGGCCGCCGGAGCUGAGCCGGCUCGCCCUGCUGCAGAAGUGCACCCAGAUCAUCGAGACCUUCGACCCGAAGCGCACCACGGUCGAUGCCUGGGCCGAGGACGCCGAGAUCCUGAAGGACAGAAGCCUCGGAGAUGUGGAGCUGAAAUUCAUCCAUCAGGUCUUCUACGGCUGCGUCCGGUACCAGAAGUUCCUGAAGCUCUUCGUCACGAGCUUCAUGUACAGGUGCCCUUCGCAGGCGCUCCGGGCGGAGCAGCCGUUCUAUACCGUCCUGGCCUACCUGCUGUUCUUCAGGCUGGAGGAGCUCGGCGUGGCGGAGUUCAGGCAGUUCUUCGUCAGCGGCUGCGUCCAGGCGACGGCCUCGCUCGAGCUGCUCCGGUAUGCCCUGGACCAGGAGGAGCUGGAGAAGUGGGUCAAGAUGGAGUGGUGCAAGCUGUAUGAUAUGUCCUACAUCGAGAACGACAUCAUCGGCAAGCUCCAGAACUUGAGGCCCGAGCUGCAGCCGCUCCUGGACGAGGUGGAGUUCAAGGCGACGGGCACCGCAGUCACGGCCGAGGGCACGCUGGUCCCAACCGAGAAGCGGAGGGUCACCGAGGCAAAGCCGUUCAACCUGACGCGGCCGAAGCCCCGCCUGAUCCCGGAGCCGGAGGUGAUAGUCAAAGACUACAAGGCGAAGCCGCCGCCGAUGCCUGGGCCGUCCCUGUCGGCGGUGGAGGAGGAGAAGCGGCAAAGGCUCGAGGAGGAGAAGGCCCGCGUGGCCGCCAAGUACUCCGCCGUGGCGAGCACGGCCCCCCGGCAGGAGCCGGUGAAGGGCCUCAGCUCCAAGGAGCGCGAGGAGCUGUCGCGCAAGGAGG